AUCCUACACGUGUGCCACAAAGUGCCAUGGAUAAACCCAUUUAUUAAAACCCGCCAAAAUUAACCACAACCCAACCCAACAAAUUCCCGCCAUGAUAACUCUCACUCCUAAAACCCUAUCCCCUUUCUCAUUUCUCUGCAACCCCAUACCAAAACACCAAAACCAAAACUCAAAAUAUACCAUUGUAACCCAAUAUUCAGACUCCAACUCAAAGCCAACCUUCAAUUCCAAUUGCGAGUCUGAGUUCCAGACCGAGAGGGGUCUUAAAUUCGAUAUCGGCGAGACCUUCUUCCGCCAUGAAAGCGCCACCGGCCGCGACCUCGGCGUGCUCGCCGCAGCGCUGUACAAGAGAUCCAAAGGCAAAUUGCGAGUUCUCGAUGCACUGUGCGGCUGCGGAAUUCGAUCUCUUCGGUACCUCAUCGAGGCAGAGGCCGAUUUUGUUUUAGCAAAUGAUGCAAAUGAUGAUAACAGGAAAGUUAUCACAGAGAACUUGUCGCAGGUAGAGAGUGGCGACGAUCCGAGGUGGGCAGUGACGCUUUCGGAUGCAAAUCGGAUCAUGACGGAGUGUUAUCUCAAAAGAGAUUUCUUUGAUUUGAUUGACAUUGAUUCAUUUGGGAGCGAUUCGUCGUUUCUGAGGUCGGCGAUUAAUGCUUUGAAAUUGGAUGGGUUGUUGUAUGUUACUUCCACUGAUGGAUUCUCAUCGGGUGGUCGCAGGCCUCAACAAACUUUAGCUGCAUAUGGAGCUUAUGUUCGACCUAUGCCAUAUUCAAAUGAGCUUGGUUUGCGAAUGCUUAUAGGAGGGGCUGUGAGGGUAGCUUCUGUGCUGGGGUAUCGAGUUACUCCUCUAUUUUCAUACUAUUCAUAUCAUGGACCCAUUUUCAGAGUUAUGCUCCGUGUCAAUCGAGGAAAGCUUCCUGAUAACAGAAAUUAUGGUUUCAUCAGCUACUGCCACAACUGUGGAAGUUCUCAAGAAUAUUCAUGGGCUGAACUUGGUCGGAUGAGUUGCCCCUGCAGCGAUUCAAAGGUACAAGGAUGCGUUUCUUCGUUAAAACUCGCUCUCAUUCAUGUAGUGGUUUCCAAGUCAUUAAUUGUUUCUGGCCCCCUCUGGACAGGGCCUUUGCAUGAUACCAUUUACAUUACAGAAAUGCUGCAUUUGGCUGAGGAAUGGGGAUGGGCAGGCAGUGGCUCAGGAACUGAUCUCGACAAGCUUUUGAACCAAAUGGUGGCCGAGAGUGACCCCAGAUUACCGUUUGGGUACACCAAGUUGGACGAGGUGGCCAGCCGUGCGAAAGUAAAUUCUCCACCGCUCAGAGCCGUUAUGUCCACCCUUGAAAAGGAGGGAUAUGCUGCGAGUAGAUCACACAUAGAGUCCAACGCAAUCAAGACAAACUGUUCAAUGGCAGGUUGCAUUAGAAUUGCUAAGCAACUUCAGCAGUGCUCCAGUGCUGAAUGAUUUCCAAUACCAGGAGAGCAGAAGACGGGGCCAGGAAAGUUGCAUCCAAUUUUGUAGUGUGCGAGCGAGCAACUAAGCGUGGAGGUGAUGUUCGAGAAGAAGUGUCGUUGCUGCUCUGAUCAGGCUAGAAUCUGGAUUUUUAUAGUUUUUAUAUUAAGAAAAGAGAGGAGGGAUUUUUUUAGUUUUUAUAUUAAGAAAAGAGGGGUGGUUCGGGGGGUUUGAACACAUGAAGAUGAAAGACUAAAUGCUCUUGACCAUUUCAACUACAAAUUCUUUCCCCUAAAACGUGGGCUUUAUGGCGAUAACUUAUGUAACAGUUGGAGUUCGAGA
Prunus persica (peach) is the source of this 1783-nucleotide messenger RNA. Its product is annotated as tRNA (guanine(26)-N(2))-dimethyltransferase. Lineage: Eukaryota; Viridiplantae; Streptophyta; Magnoliopsida; Rosales; Rosaceae. Gene Ontology annotation, cellular component: nucleus. Gene Ontology annotation, molecular function: RNA binding. The coding region runs from base 92 to 1453 and encodes 453 amino acids. The record is from RefSeq and is a predicted model, not a curated record. Gene Ontology annotation, biological process: tRNA N2-guanine methylation. The transcript has 6 exons.